AGCCCGCCCAGCAGAGGUCACCAGUGAGUCUUGUGCGCUCGAAUAUUCACGAAUUACACAGCUGCCGCUGUCGGAGACAUCGUUGUCUUCAGCACGUACCACCAUCCAUAUUGGAGAUUCAAGUUCAGCAUUGACUGGAAACCGUCGAACAACUGGCAGAAACAAGGCGGCAAGCAAAAAGAAAAGACAGCGGCUGCCAAGGGGGGCAACUUCGAGUGUUGCAGCACGCGGCCGUGAUGGCAGGAUGCGUGUCUUCCGGCUACACCUUGGUGCCACACAAGCUUGGCAUGGUCGUGCGCGGCAUACAUUUGGCGCAGGGCGACGUGCCCCGUCAUGUGGUGGAGCAGAUUAAGAGCGACGUCACCAAACAUCGCCUGCUCAUCUUUAAGGACCAGGGCAUCAUCUCUGGACAGAAGCAGGUGGACAUCACCCGCUGGUUCGGCGAGCCGGAGUCCACCUUCUACAAUCACCCUAAGUCGCCGCACCCGGACGUCUUCCGGGUCUCCAACGACCCCGCUGAAGGCUGCACGGGCGUGGGACGCACGGGCUGGCACAUUGACGGCAGCUUCAUGCACGCACCCUUCGCCUACUCCAUCUACCACAUUGUGCGGGUGCCCAAGCGUGGGGCCACAGUGUUUGCCCCGCUGACUGAUCUGAUCGAGCGGCUGGAGCCUGAGAAACGCGCGCGCUGGGAGAGGCUCUGGAUGGUGAGCGACCGGCGAAACCGGGUGACCCACCCCCUGAUUUAUCCGCACCCCGCCACGGGCCUGCCGACACUGUGCUUCCACGUGGGCAUGACGGAGGAGUUCGUGUGGGACGCGGAGGACGCGUCGCGAGCUCGCGCCACCGAGGCCGAGGAGACGGGCGCGCUGCUGCGCGAGAUCGAGCACGAGUUCACGCGGGACGGGGGCUCCAUCCAGUACGAGCACGAGUGGGAGGAGGGGGACUUCAUCAUUUCCGACAACCUGGCGCUGGGCCACGAGGCCCACCCCUCCACGCAGGCCCCACCCAGCGCCGUGGGGCUCCGAGUCAUGCACCGCACCACCGUGUGCGGCGCCUCGACCCCCAGCAAACGGCGCCGCGGGGCCACCGCCGACGCGGCCAGCGCCAGCGGAUGAGCGGUUCAGCGCGCGCGCGUGUGUGGAUCAGCGCGUUCGUGUGUGGAUCAACGGGCAGCCGUGGGAAUCGGCACGCGUGUGCGUCUGCACGAAUGCACGUGUAAGCGUUCGUGGGUGGGCGUUCGUUCGCGCACGCGUGUGCGUUUAUUUGCAAGCUCACAUACCUACGCGCUUGCACGCACACACGCAUGGAGUAAACGAUGGGAUCCCUUGUUUGGUCAAGUGGACCACAUGGGCAAGUAGUGUUGGCGAGCACCUAUUAAGGCUGGCUCGGCGCACGGGGGUAAUAUUGUCUUGGCCUCGAGCCAAGAGUCCAAAAUCGGUACAGACUCCUUUCCUCUACCCAGGGAUUGCGUUUAUACACUGCAGCGGGUCCUCAUCCCAGAGAUUUAAUUCACAAUCAUUUACAGCUGCGUCAAUCCGUUAUUGGAUUAAAGCCUCCCUGGGCAUAUAUAACCACACACAGCAGUGCUGGAUGGUGACGGGAAGACGGGACUUGUUGUAUUGAUAUCACUCAACAAUGACGUUAAGUCUAAGACAGGAAUCAAACUCGGAUCAGUGGGCUCAUUUUGCUUUGAUGAGCAAAGAUAUUACGUUGCAUAAUAAAGGCUACGUGUUAAACUAACAUUGCAUUAUUUUAUGCACAGGCACGCAUAUUAUCCUGCAUUCCUUGUACACAUGCAGGCGAGCUUAAGAGCAUUCAAAGGUAAUUGUACGAUAAGUAAAAAAAAAUGUCAUGCAUUUUAACGCUUCUGAAUCUCCACUCAAAAAAAAACCACUUAACCUCAAUUCCAAUAAUCGCAGGUGCUAAUAUUAAAUUAAUUUGUAACAUCUUGCACCAUGGAUUUAAUAAGUGGGCUGUCAAGAGAAUGGCCACAAGCGUUUCCCGGUGGCCAAAUAAGGGCCCAAUGCGUGUUGGUUGGGUGCGGAGGACAAGCAAAGUGUGUUGAUAAUUAAACACUUACACACGAGGCCAUCGGCAAUUAGCUGAAUGAAUGAAAGUUCAAAGUGUCGAAAAAACCCCCGUAAAAAAAUGUAUUUUAUCCCAGCUUUAUUUUUAACACGAAAGGAAUAAAACACACACAUGGACACGGGGGAAUGUGCACAUUGGCUGUUGAAAGUGUUUUAUUAUGAACCAGCUUAUCGCUUAUUUCAAGUCAUUUUGAAAUAACCGGUGCUGUGCACACACACUCCCUGCGGGUCAGCCUUCACGGUAAACUUCAUAUAAAAACAUGAGAUUAUUUCAUAGAUAUCUAUAUUUUCAUCUUCUCGUUAUAAUAUUAUUUUCGGAGCCAGAUUUGAAUGCUGCAUUCGGAUCGUAAUCGACCUCGUGGGCCUGUACUAAAUGCAAUAAAUAUUUGUUUAGCCAUAAACAAAUCCUUAAUCCUUAACAGGUGUGUGUUUGCGUGGGGGAAGGAGGGGGGGUGGCUGACGAGGCCGUGAUGAAUGCCCAGAGCUUGCCCGAAUCCUCAUCCUAAAUUAUCUGUGUUUCAAGGAAACUGCCAAUUCAAUUUUCGGUUCUGGCAUGUCAGAGUUAGAGACCGCACGCUCGAGUAGCUAGGUGCACGUCGCCCCCAUUGACGUGGAGGGGGAAACACAGGGUACCCUGCGUCUUGGGUUAGUGGAGAGGGAACAAGAUAAAGUGUGCAUGUGCCGCAGGAUUCUCAAGUGACUUCUGGCACUGACAUGAAUCCGACGCAAUUUGGACGGCAUUACACAAGAUUGUAAUUCGAAUACUGCUUGUACGAUAGAUUAAUUGAACUGUGGAGUAUCGUGGGGGGGUUGUCGUAGAGAGCGUGAGAGGCUGGUGGUUAUCUGGGAAAGCCUUCACCCACGAGUGGAAUAGGGCCCCCUGGCUGGUGAUAAAAGGUUAUGCGAGUGCAGUUAUGAGAUGUGGUUUGUGGUCGUACGCUGCUUCCGAAGUGCAGUUGCAUCGCACGGAUUCGCUGUGGUGACACCCUGACGAUAAUAACAACAUUGACGGGCAUGAUUGUAAGAAGAAAGAAUAUACGUUUAUUUGAAAUGUGAUAGCCAUGUGUGCAAUGAUCAUAAUUCAUUAUAAUGGGAUAGCGGGAGUAUAUAGCGAAAUUCAUCACGUGUAUCUCUGUUUUAUCUUUGCAGUUAAUUUCCACAUUAAUGAAAUACGGUUUGCUGGAAACAGUCAAACAUAUUUUUGUUGUUAAGAGCGCUGGUGCGUUUGACGGAUUUUUGGGCCGAUUCAUCUUCGGUCUUCCGUGCAGUUGUGAUGGGAAGUGCAGAUAAUGAGGCACGUGUCCACACCUCGCAGCGGCGAUUCCACGUUUCUCUCUCCCUGCCCUUUGUUUUAAACCGUGAAAUUGCCUUGGGGUGGAAAACGGGGGGGGGAGGGGAGGGAUGCUGAGUCCAGAUAUUAAUAAUAACAGGAGUAAAACAUCACUGGCGUGUUGAUAAUCGAUGUGCAGUACGGGCUUUUCGUGAACGCACAAUAGGGGAUUGGAAUUUGAUGAAAAGUUUUUUUAAAAUAUAUAUGUAAGUAUAUGUCUCGCGUUGCUUGCAUCUUUUUUUUUUGCACGGACAGAAUUGCAAUGCGCUGAGUGCCGCCCAUCCUCCUGGUCGGAGCGCAACUCGUGUCGUCACUGCACGAUGUCCGUCCGUCCAGUGAAAGAAGCCAUUAACUCGGAUAUGUUCAAAAUUAAAACAUCACAAAAUCCCUGGGGGACCAGGGUAAGACAAGGGAGGGGGGCGGAGGGGUUAUGCAAUUGUGAAUUGUGGAGCCACAGUGUUGGUUUCGCGAGCCAAAACAUGUUUAUAUUUACGCGAUAUAACCCAGGUUUUUUUUUAUUUGGGAUAUUUCUCACGAUAGCCGGCUACGCGUUAAACUCAACAUAAAACUCGCUUAAUUAGACAAUUACGCGCGAUUCAAUUCCGGCACGUGGGGUCCCAGCCAGAUCUCCCGCGGCAACAACUCGAGAUUAAUGAGGCCUCUUCUGUGCGUUCACUUUGUUAAUUAAACAAAGACAUUGCAUUCAAUAGGUCUCAUUUUGCAGCCAAAAAAUCAAGGCUACAUGCGCAAGGUCAAUAAAAGAAUUCCCGUAAUUACAUGCACGCUCGUACAUGUUGACAUGCGUACACAGACACGUGCCGGGGUCCCAGUUCACACUCUUCUCGGGUACGUGCUGUUUAAUAAAAUGCAGUGUUUUGGAAAUUGCUCCCACCGAUUAAAAUGGCAUUCUAAGCACGUGGCAUUCCACUGCUAGAUGACUGGCUCCUCCCCUACGCAUUCGGGGGUUAUUUGCCCAUACUUCGCCACUCUGGUCAGUGCGAGUUUCGUGAACGCUCUACAAAGCAACACAUUCUCUUAACACAACACCAGCAGUACAUUGGCGCGCGCGCACACACACACACAGCUCAUUAACUUUCUUUAAUUAAAUGUAUUUGCGACACAGUAAAUGAGAAUGUAUGUAAUUUAUUUGUACAUGUACAAUCAAUUUACAUGUUCAUACUUGUAAUCGCAAACGCAGUGAUGCGCGACCAGCACAUAUCCAAUCGGCCGACAGAAAUGAUUAAAAUGCCCCAACAGCCUUAAAAUGCGAUCGGACCCGUAACUAACAAGUACCGCGUUACUUUGUAACCUCGGAGAGUGCGUUUGUUGAUGGCGUGGUCGAGAGUGCUUGCAUUGCAAUUCCCCAACAACAUAGCACUUAUUGGUAGUUAUAUAUCACAAUGAGCACUCGUUGUUGGGGAUGCGCCACGCAGCCAGAGAGGAGUCGAGGGCGAUUCGCCGCGUUCGCGAAUCCGAGCAAAAAAAAAAGAACUUUAGUGGCGAGCCGUCCGUCUCGCGUUUAAAGACAUUGCACCGGUGCACUUCGUCGGUGCUAAGAGAGGUUACAGGCGUGGGAGGUGUGCGUGUGUGUGGUGGGGGCUUCCCGCCCAUGAGUUUUGUUGCGAUUGUUAUCGAGUUCCUCCGUAGAAUUAUUGUGGCUGCCGUCGAAAGAUGAAAUUCCCUCAAUUGCCGUAUCACAUUGUACACACCACGGGUGUCUGUGCGGUCUACAUUGUAAUGGCACGGGUGUUUCUGUGCGAGUUUUAUCGUGACUCGGUUAUAAAACUGCCCCCGGUCAGUUGCUUUUUCAUGUGCCAAACAACAAAAAGCGCCGUUAUGCAAUUCAAAGCGACAAAUGAAUGAAUGCCCUUAUACAUUUUCCCCAGACUUUAGCAACUUUUUGUCGCUGCGAACAACAAAAAUCACCAACGUGAUUAACGCUGCCACCGAAAGGGCUAUUCCUGAACUACAUUUGACAUUACAGAGGUAUUCUUAAAGUAGAGUUGUAGGAGUUGUUUUGAGUAUCCUGCGUGCCAAGUGAUAUAAUUAGGUGAACGCCGACUCGAAAUAGUUGGCUGAACAAAACGGAGGGAGGCAAUGCCAUGAAUCGCGGGGGGUAAUUGCUAUCAAUCACGAUGAGGCCUCUAUAUAUAGAGAUUCGCGGUUGGCCACCCCUUAAUACGCCGUAAUCCCCUCAUUUCCGCGCGGGUAGUUAAAGACACCAUGGGUGUGUAUAUAGUCAUUACUCAUCAGAGGCUGUUACGGACUCCUUUCUCGCUGCCCCACCGAGCUCACGUCUCGCACACAUCUCCGCCUCGUGCGAAAGCGCCGUUGUUGGUACUAAUCACAGCGAGACUAGGAAGGGAUCCACCGUGCGUGAUACAAACAUCCAUUUACGUAAUUGCUGCGUAAAGGCUGCGUAGCCAUUUUAUUUACGGCCACGUGAAGUCGCAUGAUAUCCAGCCACAUUUGCCCUUCAGAUUAAUGUCGUUAUUAAUUUGCUUGAAUUCAAGAAAGUCGAGUUGAAUACAUGUGUGUGUGUGUGUGGCUGCACACACACAAUCUUCAAUGGACAUGAACCUUUAAUGAACGUUCGUUGCGCUGCGAUGUAUUUAAGUCGUGACCACGUGGCGUGGCGUGCCGUGCGGGAAGACCCCAGUCGAGAUGAGCGUUUCGCUUGAGACGAUUCAUCGUUGCGGAAUCCGUUCUUUGAAACGGAGGAACGAACAAAGACAGAGACAUCACACAAAUACGCGGAAGGAAACAGAAGCAAGCGGGACAUUAAAUGCCCGCGCGGUCUAAAGGAAUGCGAGAAACGUCCGCGCCGAAGAACGCGAACCGUGAGGCAAGGGAAUUGGAAGAACCAACUUAGGUCUUUUUUAAAUCUUCAGAAUCCUCCCUUACCCCGAUCUCCCCCAUCAUCAUUAUCCUCAUCAGACUUCGGGACCCCUCCCCCCCCACCACGUUGCCAUCUUAUGCGACGGAAUUCCUCUACCGCUGAUGCCCAAACAGGUAAGCACUUACUGCGGCUCAUAAUUCUAACAGCAAGUACUGCUAUCUGGGUAGCAGUGGCGAGGACUAGCGGCGACGGGGGUGGGAGGAGGAAGCUUCCGCGAAUGUUUCAUCGAGAGAAGAGGGGGUUGGGGGGAUAACGACAACAAUGGAAUUUAAAGUUAAAGUUUUACUUUCCUUUUAAAGCCAGGAUCUCACCAUUCACCGCUGGCAACAGCAGCAGCGGGCAGCGGCAACAAAGACGGGGUUAGUUUUGGGACCUCUUUGUGCUCAAAGCUUAAACGCCUUGGUGGCACGCACAAUGAGGGCCCAUAUCCCAAUUGUUAAUUAUUCACGUCAACGCCCGUGGGGGGUGGGGGGGGGGGCAAAUCAGCCGGAAUGCGCCACAUCUCGGAAGCUAAGCAGGAAUUUUUGGGGGGGGUUUUAGCCUGCGGCGGUGAGCACCGUGGAUAACAAAACACUGGUUGUUAUAUCGGCGGCGGUGGCGAUGUUGCUCAAUCGGUAAAGUCGCUCGAACAAAAUGAACCGUGCACGUACGGAGAUAUUUCUCAUCGCGAAGAAAGGGUGCGAUAGUUAAAGCGGGGUGCGCGAUUGUUAUCGACGAUUAGAAAUUCCCACCACGCACGCCUUCGGGUGCCCAAGAUCCCGUUCGCUUACUUAGUCGGCGGCUCACGAUGUGCCACUACUGCCCACUAUAACGCCCCCCCCCCCAUAUCGCCGGCGGAUUGGAUAAAUGGAAUCUCCCCCCCCCCCUGCUCCCCUUCUGUGAGUUACUGCCACAGAUUGUUACAAACAGCAACCCGCGGUGAUAAAACUGAAAUCCUGGCACGAGUCGUGAUGACUCGCCCGCUGACAGCUGAUGCUUGGAACGAGCACAAUCUGGUUCCCUUUGGCGCCGGGGGUUAUUACCGAUGCACAUCGGCAAAGACUUAUCGUAUGCGAUUAUCUGAAAAUGUACACGGAGCGAUCCAUUCGUAGACGGCCCACUAUAAACAAAACUGGGGGGGGGGGGGAGACGGAAAUGUGGAGAUGGGUGCCGCGCGCAAUCCGAAGAUGUGUUGCGCUUAGUGCCGCUCGAGUUUGUGGACUGCACUGUUGUGAAUCGUCAAUUUGCUCUCUUAAUCGCGCUUGGCGUAGCGUGAUAUUGUCUAUCAAUCGCGUGCUUUUAAAAAAAAAAUGUUGUACGAUGUAAAAAGCCGAAGUAAUUUAUGACGGGCAGAAUGUAAUUCCACUUUGGUUAUGCCAAGAGCCGCCGUUUUAAAAUUCGCACACAGGGCAAGCAGCGCCUGCAGCAUCAGCCCAUCUAUUCAAAUAAUGGGUGAUUGUUUUUGACACUGCGGGAAAUGCACGAAGCAGUUGCUUGUGAUACGGUUUGACCAGAAUGAAUAACAACAAAAACCUAAGAUAACAACAAUGAACAUCGCUUCAUACUCAAGGUGGCAUCGGCCGUCACGAUUAAUAAAACCUCGAUAAGUAUCCGCCAUUAUUAAGUGGGGUGUGUGGGGGUGGGGGUAACUUUGUAUUUCGAGUGCAAUUAUUUCAAGACACCACCAGUGACCAAAGAUAGAGAUGUGACUUUUGAAAAAGGCGUUUAAAUCCAAAGCCCCGGUACAUUUUUAAUUCACAGCCCACCGCCGCCACCCCUCCCUUGUCAAUCCGCAUCUGAGUGGAGGCCCUCCCCAUUGACUCACUGCUGCUGUGAACCCGGCCCCACUCAAGUUCGAUUCCCCCCCCCUGCCACGGCUGAUAUCGUGUGCAAGUUGAUAUCUGAACCCGGUCCCAUCGACCUCCCACCGCCACUUGCGACACGACGGCAUUGAUCAGUGAAAGGGUGAUGGCCAAAAAAACCCCACCACGACGGUCAGUUACGUUAAUGGAAAUCAAAAUGUAACUAUUUUUGACUCCCGCAUUUUGGGAAGAUGUAUUAGAAACAGAAAGCACUCUAAUAAAGUUUAAGAACGUUUUCAAGCGAAAAAGCUGUUCUUAUUGUAAUAAAAUACCCCCCCCCCCCCAUCCUCUAUAGGCGUAACAGACUGUUGGGGCAAGUGCUGUUAGCGAGCGCCUAAUGAAGGCCCGUACGGCACACGAGCGGGUUGGUGGCCAGUACCACGCCCGGGUGCCUUUGUCUCCCCAGUGAUCAUGUUUACACACACUUGCCAGCUCCUCAUUAAUAAGGCUGAGUGCACCUAGGAGAGGCCUGGUUAGCCGCGUCGUGUGUCGGAGCGGCGCUAACCACUUGCGCCACCGCUCCCCACGCACAAUGCACGUAUACAUAAUAAUAACAACAUGGUUUACUCUCGCGACGUUGAGAUAUUUGUUGUUGAUUACUUCCGGAUUAUUGCGUUCAUUAGCGAGAAGCACUUUGCGUACCGCGUGCCAGAGCGCACACGUGUAAGUUAAGUAUGUGCUGACACCUCCUUAAAGCUACCGCCGCAUUCACCAGAGAGAUGCCGUACGCUGUAUAUAUAUAUUAACGUAUACGAGAGUAAAGAUUUAAAUGGAAGCAAUCGCGGAUUAAAAAGAUGCCGGGACACGUGGUCGAAGGAGCCAAUGCACGCGCACAAGGAGAGCUCACGGCGUGAUUCAACCGCGCGAAGAGAGACGAAAGUACGGCGGGGGGCGGCGAGGGGUACGGAAGUUCAGUAAUGACACGCCACGGUUAAUAAAAUAAAAUCACUCAAUUAAAUAUACAAACCCACACAACACGUUUGCAACCACACACAGCCAGCGCCAUCCCCAUGUACGCGCUCUGUCCACUAGCAGGGGAGUGAAUGCGAUGGGGGGGGGGGUACCCGGACCCCCCGGAGUGUUUUAACUAUUUUUUUAUGUUGCGAGAUUUCAAGAUUUGUAAACAGCACGCACCACCACCACCGCUGUCUGUAACGAAAUCGUCAAAUCUCUUUGGGGGGCGGGGGGGGGGUAAAAUCGAGCCCCGCAGCAAAUGUCAGCGGCAAAAGGCGGCGUGCGUUCAAAGUACACGCGGUCGGAUAACGCGACUCGACUCCACGUGUGAGAGACCCAGCAAGCGAUGUGCAUCGACAGCUCGUGCGUGUCACGGGAAACUGGCCCUCGUGCCGCUACCGCAGUCGCUGGGGUGCCAGGUCCCCCCCCCCCCCUCCCCCCCUCCGUGUUGCUUACGCGCUAUAUAGUGUACCGUCACAAUAUCGUCAAACUACUAUUAACAAAAAUAAUAAUCUACGCUUACGAAUUUCCCGGCUGGCCGCUGUCCGGACAUCACUCCACCCCAACAAUAAUUCGGUCGAUCUCUGGCUUUGUUAAGCGUGCUGUGGUGGUAGUUGAUGGUUGUGGUGAUAGUGGGGUUUGGUAGUGAUGGUUGUGGUGGUAGUGGUUUUGGUAGUGAUGGUUGUGGUGGUAGUGGUUUUGGUAGUGGUGGUUGUGGUGGUAGUGGUUUUGGUGGUAGUGAUGGGUUUGUGGUGUUGGCUGCUGAUUAAACACCUCGUAGCGAGCGCGCUCACGGGGCGUUGUCGCGA
Molecule: messenger RNA, 9923 nt
Organism: Petromyzon marinus (sea lamprey)
Lineage: Eukaryota; Metazoa; Chordata; Hyperoartia; Petromyzontiformes; Petromyzontidae
Product: 3-((Z)-2-isocyanoethenyl)-1H-indole synthase-like
Molecular function (GO): oxidoreductase activity
Source: RefSeq, a predicted model, not a curated record